This is a messenger RNA of Prunus armeniaca (apricot), 249 nucleotides long. The record is from the annotation of a GenBank genome assembly. Lineage: Eukaryota; Viridiplantae; Streptophyta; Magnoliopsida; Rosales; Rosaceae.
AUGAACAUUGUGAGGAUUUUAGAUCUUCUAGCCCCCAAGCUGAGGGUAGCAAUUGCGUACCUGCUGCUAUAUAGGGAGUGUGUCAAGGCAGGUGGAUGUUUGGUGUCACAAAGGUUGAGAGGGCAGCUUGUUGAAGCUGUGACAAGGCUUGGUGAUGGGAUCCUUGAUUGUACUUAUUUUGGCUUUGAUCUUGAAAGAAACCAUCAACAAAGGUGUAGCUACAUGCAUGACAAUGCUAAGGAAUAUUAA